AUGGCGCCUGUUUCAGCUUUAGCAAAGUACAAGUUGGUGUUCUUGGGUGACCAAUCCGUGGGCAAAACCAGCAUCAUCACUCGCUUCAUGUAUGAUAAAUUUGAUAACACCUACCAGGCUACAAUUGGUAUUGAUUUUCUAUCGAAAACUAUGUAUCUUGAAGAUCGAACUGUUCGACUGCAGUUGUGGGAUACAGCUGGUCAGGAAAGGUUUAGAAGUCUUAUUCCAAGCUACAUUAGGGACUCAUCCGUAGCUGUUAUUGUAUAUGAUGUUGCAAGCCGGCAGACUUUCCUAAAUACAGCAAAGUGGAUUGAAGAGGUGCGAACUGAGAGAGGCAGUGAUGUCAUUAUUGUUAUUGUUGGGAACAAAACUGAUCUUGUUGAAAAAAGACAAGUCUCUAUAGAGGAAGGGGAAGCCAAAGCACGUGAGCUCAAUGUCAUGUUCAUUGAAACUAGCGCAAAGGCUGGGUUUAAUAUAAAGGCCUUAUUUCGAAAAAUUGCUGCAGCAUUACCUGGAAUGGAAACGCUCUCUUCUGCAAAACAAGAAGACAUGGUAGAUGUAAACCUAAAGACUACAACUGGAAGCGCUCAGUCUCAACCUCAGUCCAGUGGAUGUGCAUGUUAA
Sphenostylis stenocarpa is the source of this 624-nucleotide messenger RNA. Lineage: Eukaryota; Viridiplantae; Streptophyta; Magnoliopsida; Fabales; Fabaceae. The record is from the annotation of a GenBank genome assembly.